Diospyros lotus (date-plum) is the source of this 1250-nucleotide messenger RNA. RefSeq names its product O-methyltransferase 1, chloroplastic. The transcript has 7 exons. Gene Ontology annotation, molecular function: methyltransferase activity. The record is from RefSeq and is a predicted model, not a curated record. NCBI's taxonomy places the organism in Eukaryota, Viridiplantae, Streptophyta, Magnoliopsida, Ericales, Ebenaceae. Bases 158 to 1105 code for a protein of 315 amino acids. Gene Ontology annotation, biological process: methylation.
GAAGGGCAGAUUAAAUUCAGCGUGUGGCCGUUAUGCCACCCGCCAUUCCGAAGUUUGCAUCCGAGAGAUAGACAGAGGCAUAGAACCAAGCCAACGAUGUAAAUCCCAAGCUGGACGGCCGUCGAAGCGAAGGUUCUUACGGUAGUACUCGGAUUCAAUGGCAUCUUUAUCGGCGUUUGUACCCGCUUCGACCACUGCUAUCGUGCGAUUGCCAGGACUCUGCGCCUUCGAGAAAAGGAGCAAUAGCAGCGUCAAAGCCAAAAUCAACGAUGAUGAAUACGACUCAUUAUUCCAAGCGGCCAUCAACCACGCUUCUAUUCGCUUUCAGGAGACCCAACGUCCAGAUCCUCUUUUUACUGACCAAUAUGCUGGUUCCUUUGCUCCUCAAAAUAUUAAAAUGAAUAUUGAGCUUCACACACACCAAUACUGCCUUGUGACAAAGUUCAUCGAUGAAAAGUUGGUUAUGACAAUGAACAAUAUGGAUGGACCUAAGCAGGUUGUUCUGUUAACAGAUGGAAUGGAUACUCGGCCUUACAGACUUAGUUGGCCUACCUCGACCAUAAUAUUUGACAUAUCUCCUGAAAGAGUAUUCAGAAAAGCAGCUCAAAAGCUUGAAGAUAUUGGUGCUAAGAUUCCAAGAAGCAGCUUGUUUCUUCAUAUUCCAUUGGAGACAUCCAAUAUACAACAAGCUUUACAAAGUAAGGGCUUUAGCGGAAAUCGACCAAGUAUAUGGGCCCUCCAGGGACUGCCUCUGAUGACUUUGGAAAGUUUUGAAGAAAUCUUGUUGGUUGUAGGUAAUUUAGCCAUGAAGGGAUGUCUUUUUUUGGGAGAAAUGCCUGUCUGGGUGGCAAAAGCUGAGACUGGAGUUGAGUCAAGUACAAGACGAUGGAUUGACAACUUCUUCAUGAGCAAUGGUUUCCGGGUGAGCUUGAUUAGUUACAGUGAAAUCGCAAAGAACCUAGGCAGGGAACUAGCACCGGUAGAUUACAACAUUUUAUUUGUUGCAGAACAACUACGACUGUCUGAUGAUCAGGUGGAAACCUGGAGGAGGGAAUUCCAAAGGAUAGAAGAAGAAGCUGAUGAGGAAGGGUUUGAGGAGCUGUAAAACUAAAUUCAGAUAGCAUCUUUCUUUAUUUCUCUUAGGAAAAAAACUAACAAAUAGAAAAUACAAGAAAGAAUCUAGUUUUGCUCAUUGUCCCUCUGUAGUUAAAAAUUAAGGUUUUGAAUAAAUUUAUCUUCAUUUGUGCCCU